Messenger RNA from Mizuhopecten yessoensis (Yesso scallop), 4535 nucleotides. RefSeq names its product ras-related protein Rab-7a. The record is from RefSeq and is a predicted model, not a curated record. Gene Ontology annotation, cellular component: late endosome; lysosome; phagocytic vesicle. Bases 110 to 727 code for a protein of 205 amino acids. Gene Ontology annotation, biological process: endosome to lysosome transport; phagosome-lysosome fusion. The transcript has 5 exons. NCBI's taxonomy places the organism in Eukaryota, Metazoa, Mollusca, Bivalvia, Pectinida, Pectinidae. Gene Ontology annotation, molecular function: GTP binding; GTPase activity.
GUCAUGGGUCACGCGACUACGCCAUUUUGCAGUAGGUGUCAUAUGCAGAGCACAGGUACUAGCAUUGCACGGAGAAUAUCUGUCAGCUGUCACUUAUUGAGGAAAGAAAAUGUCGUCAAGAAAGAAGGUUUUGUUAAAGGUGAUAAUACUGGGAGACAGUGGUGUGGGGAAAACAUCACUUAUGAACCAGUAUGUAAACAAAAAGUUCAGUAACCAGUACAAGGCCACCAUAGGAGCUGAUUUUCUAACCAAGGAGGUGAUGGUGGAUGAUAGACUUGUCACGAUGCAGAUUUGGGAUACAGCGGGUCAGGAAAGAUUCCAGAGUUUGGGUGUGGCAUUCUACAGAGGAGCAGAUUGUUGUGUUUUAGUUUUUGAUGUUACAAUGCCAAAUACAUUUAGAUCUCUGGACAGUUGGAGGGAUGAAUUUCUUAUACAGGCUAGUCCACGUGACCCAGAUAACUUCCCCUUUGUUGUAAUAGGAAAUAAAAUUGACCUGGAAAAUAGGGCGGUGACAGCAAAGCGAGCCCAGAGUUGGUGUAACACCAAGGGAGAAAUUCCCUACUUCGAAACAAGUGCGAAAGAAGCCAUAAACGUAGAGCAGGCUUUCCAGACAGUGGCCAAGAAUGCCUUGGCACAGGAGAAUGAUGUUGAGCUGUACAAUGAGUUUCCAGAUCAAAUCAAAAUCACCAACGACCAGAACAAGCCUAAAGAUGGCUGUGGAUGCUAAUAGAAUUAGCUGUAUAAGUGAUUUGAAAUGACAAAGACAAUUUCAGCUUUUAUAGUUGUGAAUGUCUCAAACAAUUCCAGCUGUGCGAAUGGUACAUUGAUAUCAGUCUGUGUCCAGUGCUUGAUGUGUGAUUGGAAUGCUGGAACAUUGACUCUUGUAAUACUCUGCCAAGUUUGUGAUGUCUAGAUCCCACUCGUAGCAAAUUUCACUAGCUAACUGACAUGUUCAAUAACAAUUCUGUAUCCUAAAAUAGAAAGCAUGUGUUCUGGUUGGAUAACUAUCUGUUACAAGAACCUUGAAAACCUUUUGUCUCUUCACAAAUGGUUCAGAGUGCAGGAAUUAACUUGAACAUGUCAUUUAUAAGUUACUGAAACAGAUGCCACUGGAUCUAGGUCACAAGCACCUCCAUAGGGAUCAAACUUUAAAUAGGUACUGAGUUGACAUUUUGGAAUGACAUUCUAUACUUCAAUAACAAGGGGAGAUAUUUUUAUUUAUAGUGAUUGCUAUUUUGGCCAUUAUAGCAAUAGAAGACGAUGUAUGUCUUCAGAUGGCCAUUACUGGUGUAAAAUCCUAUGAUGGAUAAUCACUGUUUUGCGUGACAUCUGUGGCUGAAUUUCUUUGCUGGUUUUUACAAAUUCUGUUAAAAGAUUGAUUAUGGUGCAAUUAUUUAUUUAUGUGUUACGAUCAAUAUUAAUUAAAAUGUAAAAAUGUGUAUCAGUGCUUGCUCUUUUUUGGAUGGAAUAUUUUAUAAAAUAGAGAAAUGAAAACAACAUGAUAUUUAUGACUCGACAUUCAAGAUAGUGUUAAGUACAGUUUUCCACAUACCUGUUGGUCAUAUGCACUUGCAGUGUCCAAGAAUUUCAUUUUGAAAUCAUAGUUCAGAUUUGUUUUAUUUCACUGUUUUCUGUUUUUGUUGUUGAAUGAACUAGUGACAUUUGUCUAGUCGUUAUACCUACUUAUUUCAAAACUUGAUAAAGAGCAAAGAUCCUGUCAUUACUGGCUGUCUUUUAAAAAAAAUCAACAUUUACUAUGCUUGACAGUUUUAGAAUUGUAAGUUACAGAUAAAAUUAUGUUGUAUAAAUGUAUAUCCUGUCUUGUACAUAGUAGUUUUGUGCAGGUUUAAAUUAAAAUCUUUCUGGAUAAGUUUGGCAUUCAAAAGUUCCUUUUUAAGUAUGUAAAUCAUAGCAUGAAAAACAUUAUAUCAUUCAUUAUGUAUUAUGAUUUAUGUAUAUUAUGUAAAAGGUGUGUAAAGUCAGGACCUGGUUGUCAACGAGUUUACUUAAAACUUACUCUAGCUAGAUAUAGUGUAUUUGCAAAAAAAUUGAAAUCCAUCACUCAAAGUACAUCAAGAAGGAAUCAAAACAUUCAUCUGAAAACUAAAACCCACAAAUAUUUGUCAAUUUCUGGGUAUUUCCCAAAAAUAAAAAUAAAUGAAAAUUUAUGGUAACCACUGUUUUAGCUAAUCAAUAAGUAAGUUUUAGGUUUUGCACAACUUGGCCCAGUUGUGCCAAAUUUAUAUUGUGUAUAUAAAAUGGAUAUUAAAAUGAUGGUAAAUGGUCUUCAAAAAUCAAUACAAGAACAAAGAUUUCUUUUUCUUUUUCCUCAGUACAAAAUUUUAUAAUAAUCUUGUAAUUUUGACUGUAAUAGUUGAAUUUAAAACUUGUUUUAUUUUGGUAUUUUACAAGUCCAACUUUUUUGUUUCACAGUGUUGUGUUGCUGAAUCAUAUUGUCUAGCGAAAAAAGUUCCAGAGAAAUAGCUGGCUUCAUUAGGAGUGUCAUGACUUGAAUUACAUAAUGUACUGGUCACAAAAUAACAUUACUUGUUAAAUUUUAUGAUUGAUGAUUAUGUGACCAGGAAAAAGAUAUGAUUUCAAAUUGAUAAAAAAAAUUAUGGGUAAAUUAACGGCCAGUUUAUGAAGCAUGACCUCUUUUAUCAGAUAGUGUUAGGGCAAAAAUUGCUUGAAAUGCAUAUAUCUUCUCUGAAAAGAGAGUUUAUUUAGAUGAUAAGGAUGAUGUAUACAUGUAUGUAUGCUAUUCAAAGCAUCUGUAUAUAUAUAUAUAUAAUACAUGUAUAUAUUCUGCACUGUUAUUUGUUUGUUGUAUAAUUGAUCCAUCUGAUCACAUCUAUCCCAUCUAUGAAUGAUUUGGAUAUAUAAUUUUAUUAGUUGUAAUUGCAGUGUGUGUUGAGUAAAGAGUGAGCGAGUGUAUAAGAGAAGACAAUAGUAAUUGAACUUCACACAAUGCUAAUAUUAGUACAUCGUAUAUAUUUAUAGUUCUCCUAACAUUUUCUACAAAAACUAAAGACUUGAAAUUGUAGAAAAGUUCUGUUUGCAAUCAUGACAGUUGAAAGUUGGAAAAUCUUUUUCAUUUCUUUUCAAUAAAUUUGAGAACUUAAGUCAUGCUUAGAGAAUUUACCAAAAGAUUAUGACUGAAUGAGUGAAGUGUCUAAAUGCAGGAAUGUGUAUAUCAGAAAAUUUGCUUGAGAUGGAGUGUAUACUUAUUAAGUACCUGGUAGUUCAUGUAUAUAGACAUUUUAUUAUUAUUGUAAAUGGUUGUCCAUGGGUAUACAUGUAUAUACAAUCCCGGAAUAGCUUUCAACAUGCAAUUUCUACAGCAUAUCGUACAGUGGAGAUUUAUCCUAAGAGAAUGUUGUCUGGGUGAGAAGUAGCUUUCACAUUAUUUGAUUUUUGUCAUCAUAUCUGAGAUUUGCAAUUUUGCUUUACUAAAGUACAAUAAUGUUCUUGGCAAUGGAAAAAUGCUUAAAAAAAUCUGAUUUUUUCACAACUUAAUUCAAAUGAUUUAAAAAAAAUAUUGUCAUCAGCACAACUCAUUCAUGAAAUUUGGUAAUAAAAGUUGUUCCUAUGGAACAGCUGUUGGCAUGUAUUUAUUUUGUUGCAAAUGAAACUACCACUAUACAAAAAAUAGCUGUUGAUUUGUUACUGCAUCUGUUUGACUGGGCUUCUAGUCAUGGCCAUCACAUCUUGCUACUUGUGAUUGUCAUAUUUUAGAGUCUUGAUUGUCCCAUUUUAAGUCUCCUCCCGAUUGUCACUACUUAGACUCCUGAACUUUCCACUUUUGACUUGUGAUUCAUGACUUCCACUAUUAGAUGUCAUGUGUUAGACUGGUGAUUUCUACAUCUUAAGUCUCCUCCCGAUUGUCACUUUGUAGGCACAAGAUCGCCUCUAGCCUGCUCCUGUGAUGCUUUCAGAAUAAUUGUGAUAAACUUUUUUCAAGUUCCACAACUCUCAUAAUGUAGUACUUUGGUUUGAAAGCCUCUGUCCAAUGAUGGGGAUCCUGCUUAACCUAAAGGCAGAAUCACUAAGCAUUCUUCAGACUUGCUGUUUUUCAGUGCAGUAGUAAUUCAUGUACAUAAAUUCUGCUUCAACAGGAAUUUUGAAAGGUAGUAAUACAGAUAUAAGAAAACUAGAAAGAAAGCAACAUAUUGUAUUCGUGAAUAUGUUCUUAGAAACAUAUAUAUUUGGUUUGUUGGGUGCAUUAGGGUGUCGACGUCCCAAAAACUGGCCAAUCAGUACAACCAUAAGGGGAAGAGAAUGUGUGACCUGUUUUAUGAAUUAUGGUGUACUAUUUUUACAUUAACAAAUAAAAAAUAUUGCAGUAUGAUAUGUAAUUAUGACAUCUUAAAAAACACAAUUCUAAUGUUUAAAUUGAUGUAUAUUAUAAUGCAUGCGACACCACUGUUUACAUCAAAUACAUGCCAAUAGUAUGCAUGCAUCUCGUCAUUCUAAUGCUUAGAGAUGAAAUAUUAUACAUACGAUGUACUUUAUGAAUAAAAUCAUCAAUAAAUCAU